This is a messenger RNA of Alexandromys fortis (reed vole), 3809 nucleotides long. RefSeq names its product suppressor APC domain containing 2 (gene Sapcd2). The record is from RefSeq and is a predicted model, not a curated record. NCBI's taxonomy places the organism in Eukaryota, Metazoa, Chordata, Mammalia, Rodentia, Cricetidae.
UUAAUCAGAACUGUCGGCACAAACACCAGUUGGAGUUUCUUUGUAGGAUCAAAGGCAUUUUACUAGUGGCUUCACUGCUGAGAAUUAGGACCCUGCCUCCCUCCCCCAGCAACAAUUAACUGCCUAGUGCUACCUAGGAAGGGGUGGGGCUUAUGAGCUCCACCUCCCUCAACACGGGCAGGCUUAUUUUCUCUGCUAGUGGACUCAGGCUCACCCCGGGGCCCUGGCCUGAACCUUGCUGGUUUUGCUUUCCUGAGCAGCACUGGUUUCACCUGAUGCUGGUGGCUACUCCAUCGCUGGUACCUACGCAUGGUCCUGAGAAUGCCCAAGGCCUCAUCCUGGCUUGGUGUUCUGCUGCACCAUUCCCUAACCAAACAAAGCUUCUUGUGUGCCCACUAUCCACUGAGUGCCAAUGCCAGGCCUAGGGGUGGCUCUGUCCUAUUACCAAACAUCAAAAUUCAUGAGGAAACAGUCACCACAGUCAGGCAUGUGAGGUAAAAACAUCUACGACUUUUUGGGCAGAGGAAGCAGGUACCUGAGAAAGAUCUGAAGUGUUCAUAGUAAUCAAUCAAUGACAAAGGAUGCUCCUCUACAUGUAGCCCAGAGCCUGAAAGUAAGGGUACAUGUUGAACACCCUAAGGACUAGGCAAGGCAAGAGGGGAGGAGAAUGUGAAACCCCAGAAGGUCUUUGAUCAGCUCCAGAGGCCUCGGCCAAAACACUUUACCAUGAAUGAAGCACAGUUUUGAGUGUGAUGGAUGUGGUAGUGUGCACAUUUAAUCCCAACACUCAGGAGAUCUGAGUUCCAGGUCAGCUUGGUCUAUUAGCAAGCCGAGGUUGCAUAGUAAGACCCUGUCUUAGGACAAACAAAGAAAAGUAAUUUUGAGUGGGUAACCUCUGGAAAUGUGGGGCCAGGGGAGCUGGGCAGGGAAGCUGCUUCCACGCCUGAGACACACAACCUAUUAGAAGCCUGUCCAGAGGGGCUGGAGUGAGGUCCCGAGUGAAGGGCCUGUCUGGAGGCUUUCAGCCACAUUGCUGAAGAGUGUCCCAGUGUGGUUAGAAAGUAGACGCACCAGUUAACGUGUGGACUGUUCUCAGUGGCAACUGUUCUGUUUCUGUGACAUUAGGAAGUUUGGGAAGGUGACCGGGUGGAGGAUAGAGGGCAGGUAAAGGAGUUGGUAAGGGGGUAAGGGACCCUAAGGGAGGAGGAAAGGAAGAAAGGGAGGAGAGAGAGGGAGGGAGGGAGAGAGAGAAGAAGAAGGAGGAGGAGAAGGAGGAAGAGGAGGAGGAGAGGAAGGAAGGAAGGAAGGAAGGAAGGAAGAAAGGAAGGAAGAAAGGAAGAAAGAAAAGCAAGCAAGCCCGAGUAGGGGACCAGAUCCAGAACGCCAAGGGAGCUGGUCACCGGAUGGGCAUCUGGGGACACAAGACAAUUUGGCUUUGUCCUACAGUUGGCAGGACAAGGCAGACGGUGCCAAAGGACCAAAGGUAGAACUGGCAGUUGUAGGGACAGAGGCCUCAGUGAAGGAGAGCGCCCAACUGUCUGGAGCCUAUAAUCCUCUUGGGGGCAUUCCUGAAGGGAGCCCCAGAGUCAAUGGGCGCCUGGAGCCAGGGGACUCUCAGUGAAAAGAACCAAAGGAAGGAGGAGGGGCUGGACCUUGCCAUCCUUACGGGUGAGGCUACCUGGGUACAGGAUCUGUGCAGGGCGCCACGCUCCGCCCUCAGAAAAGUGGCUGGCAGGGCGGGGCACAAAAGCCUCUACCGAGGCCAGAGGGGUGGGUGGUGGGCGUGGAGGCAGGGGCAUCGUGGGGAGCAGAGGUGGGAACCCUAGCCGGUUCUGCUGGUGCCUGGUCACACCUCCCGGGCCCCACUCACUGGCGGCGCCCGCCCCUACCGUAGGAAAAAAUCAAACUGGACUGGUGGCUUCCGAGCCAAUCCCGGAGCAGAUGGGCCAGUUUCGACCAAUGGCCGCCGUGAAUAUUAAUGCGAGCUGACGCGGCGGCGAGAAGAGCCCCAUUCAAAAACCAGCAGCUAUUGUGGCGGGGCGCGCGUGCCGUGCAGGGCCCGCCUUCUGGGCUUGUGGGGGACCGACGCGGAUGGAAGCUGGGUGCCCAUGGCCGUGGCAGCGAUGGCCGAGCGUGGCCGCCUACCGCACGCCGCUCCCGCGCCCGGCACGGAGGGGCUGCCGCGAGCUUUCCUCCAGAGCCUGCGCACCCUCUUCGACAUCCUGGACGACCGGCAGCGCGGCUACGUGCACCUGCGCGAGAUCGAGUCCCGCUGGCAGGGAGCAGACGCACGCGAGCUGCCCUGCGGCGUCCUCGAGGGCUUGCGCCAGGUGGCCCCCGCCAAUGGCUACCUGACUUUCGAGCGCUUCGUGGCGGGCUUGCGCACCUCGCUGCUGAACGCCAACAGUGCCCCGAGGGAUCAGGCACGCGUCGCUCCCCGGUCUGGGGACCAACCUUCGCUGCAGCAGCGUCUGAUGUUCGUACCAGCCGACGAGCCGCGAACUGUCCUGGAGAGGAAGCCUCUGCCCCCGAGUGCGCGUCCUGCGCCUGCUGGUCCCACUGGCACCUCCCGGAACCCUGAGCUACUGUGUGUCCCCGCGGAGGCGGCACCCUGUCCCAAGGAGCCCGAGCGGCCCCUGAGUAAGACCCUGGAGCGGAGCCCGAGCGCAGACGCGGGUGAGCCCUUCCAGUGUGACACCCUGCAGAGAUAACCCGGCCUGCUUCUCCACCCAGGCAGAGGAGGUGCGGGAGCACCCAGCACAAGUGCUGAAGAAGGUGCAGCAUCCUGCAAGACCCUGGACGUAGGCACAGGUGAAGCUCGGCAGGCUCCACGGGCUCGAGGCGAACGUCGAAGGCAUACCAUCACCAACGGUGUGGACUGUGGCCUGUUGAAGCAGAUGAAGGAGCUAGAACAGGAACAGGAGGUGCUGCUGCAGGGCUUGGAGAUGAUGGCUCGCGGCCGAGAGUGGUAACAGCAGCAGCUGCAGCGUGUGCAGGAGCGUCAGCGCCGCCUGAGCCAGAGCAGCAGAUCCGGCGCUGACUUUGGGACUGCAGGGAGUCCCCUCCCUCUGGGGAGGUUACUGCCCAAAGUACAGGAGGUGGCCCGGUGCCUGGGGGAGCUGUUGACCGCAGCCUGUUCUGGCAGAGCUCUGCCCUCGUCUUCUUUGGGGCCCUUGGGCUCUACCUCUCCCUCAGCGCCAGUCUGGCAGCAGCAGACCAUCCUCAUGCUGAAAGAGCAGAACCGGCUUCUCACUCAGGAGGUGACCAAUAAGAGCGAGCGCAUCACUCAGCUGGAGCAGGAGAAGUCUGCGCUCAUCAAGCAGCUGUUUGAGGCCCGGGCUCUCAGCCAGCAGGAUGCUGGGCCUCUGGACUCCACCUUCAUCUAGCUGGUUGUACCUCGCUAGGAUGUGCACGCGGACUUAGCCCCAGUCCCGGACUUAGCCCCAGCUCCACGGCGCUGCUGUGAGCCUGUCUUUUGACUGAAGGUCUCAGCGCUUAGCCUCAGGGCCCUGGAGAGGGCACCUGCCUCCACUCUUGUCGUCUGGGCUGUCCUGAGGCUUGCCCCGGGCUGGCCUGACACCAUACAGUGGGUGCUGAUCGUAGUAGCGUUGUCAGGCCUGAAGCUUCUACUCCAUUGUCAGUGGAUGGCAGAGGACCGUUCCUCAUAUUUAUCUGGUUUUCGGCAGCCCUGGACAAAGAAGGGGGCAUGUUUACAGUCAUCCUGUCCCCUCUUGUAAGGCUGGAAUCUUUGGUAUUUAGUAAAAAGUACUGGUCACCUCUGAAGCUACAGAGAGACCCUGUCUGGAAAA